Molecule: messenger RNA, 1152 nt
Organism: Acyrthosiphon pisum (pea aphid)
Lineage: Eukaryota; Metazoa; Arthropoda; Insecta; Hemiptera; Aphididae
Exons: 2
Coding region: 553-858 (101 amino acids)
Source: RefSeq, a predicted model, not a curated record
GAUUUGAUUAAUUAUUGUAUUUUAAUAUUUUAAAUUUUGAAUCAAUAUAUUUUAUAUAUUUUAUAUAUAUUUUACGCUUUCUAGCACAAAAAAGUACAAACCGUUCUUCAAACAGACCUGAGAAUAGUAAGAACGUGUAGCUAAAUAUUAUUUUUUAAUUACAAAUAAAAUUACUUCUAUCUCUCUUUUCAAUCACAUAAUAUGUUCUUUAUAAUCGUGGUUUACUCUCAUGUACCGUGAUAUGCCGUAUCAGGAGGUAUCAGUAAACAGUGAACAAACCGUUAACUUUGCUUUCGUUACCCUUGCGAAAAUACAGUCGUCGUUUAUCAUUAAUCAUUAUUAAUAGGUUAAUUUUUGAGUUCACGACGUUCACGUUUUUAUAGUAUUGUUUUUGAAGUUUUAACAUUUUUUUAUUGAUACCUAUAUCUUUACUAACACUAGCUAUAUACCUAUAUGCGAUAAAAUGACGCUCGACCAAAUGUAGCAUGUGUCGAUAUUACACGCGACGAAAUUAUUAUUAUUAUUAUACCAUUCCGUAUCUCAUAGUUUGCAAUGCCCGGAAUUGAUAUAGUAAUCAGAAGAUUAAGACAGCUAUUGGAAAUCAACUGGCUCAUUGAAGAGUUAAAUGAUAUUAUAUACCAAAGAUUUAGGCCAGUCCGGGCAGAAGAGACCCCGCAGGCACCAGAAACCACCCCGCCAGUCGGCUUACCACUGCAGGCACCACAAACCACCCCACCAGUCGGCUUACCGCUGCAGGCUACAAGAAGAUGUACAACACAACAAAUAGAUGAUUCAGAAACCGUAACUGAAGUGAGAAGACUUCGGGAAUCAGCCGGCCGAUUUCCAAUAGAUCUCUAAUAUUCUGAUUAUUAUGUCAAUUCCAGGCUUGUGCUCAUCAAACUACGAUAUUUUUAAUUGGUGUAGACCAUAUCUGAAGAUUUUAAAAAAAUCUUAAAAAUUUUCUUAUAUUCUUCUGUUUUUAAAUGUAUUCCUGUCCAAUUUAAUUUCUUAAUUGUUUUUUUUAAAGGUUAAAAAAAGUCAUAUUCUGCACAACAUACUAUUUCCGGAAAAAGUCCAUUUUGAAUAAAAUUGUUAGAUAGGACAAAAUAUAAGAUAUAAUAUUUUUAAGUAUGAUGUGUUUUUAUUAAUUAA